AGACACUCUGCGAUAAGGGACAGUUUAAGUUUGCGUAUAAAACCACCGAGUGUUUCCAAUCACACCCACACACUCAGCGUCGUCUGAUCCACCAUGAACACCAUCAUGAAGACCACCGUCCUGGCCUGCCUGCUCGUCGCAGCGCUGCAGUUCAGUCAGGCGAUACCCCUGGCUGCCCCAGCGGAAUCUACCAACACUUUGGCGGUGCGAGGAGGAGCCGACCAAGCCAAGUGCGUCAUGGAGAUCGUCGGCACGCUGUUCAAGGAUGUGCCCGCGUGGAUCUACAUCUGCGUGGAGCAGGCACAGAAGGACCCGUCGCUGCCGCUCUUCAUCCAGUUCCCCAUCUGCGCCGCCAUCACUGGAGGCGCAGACUUCGUGCGUCUGGCUAUGGAUGUCGUGCAGAAGUGUCACUGAAAAACCGGCCACCUACAACUCCAGGUGCAUCUAUGCCUAUCCUCGCUACUAUCACGUUGUCCUGUUUCUCACUGCUAAAUAUACUUCUUCACUGCA
This is a messenger RNA of Frankliniella occidentalis (western flower thrips), 510 nucleotides long. RefSeq lists its product as uncharacterized. The transcript has 3 exons. NCBI's taxonomy places the organism in Eukaryota, Metazoa, Arthropoda, Insecta, Thysanoptera, Thripidae. The record is from RefSeq and is a predicted model, not a curated record. The coding region runs from base 94 to 414 and encodes 106 amino acids.